AUGACCUGUUCCUGCUUCCAGGCGCUAAUCCUGGCGCUGGGACUGGUGGCCGGCUUGCAACUGCUUUAUUUGGCCCUGCUCUCCGGGCUGCAUGGACAGGAACAGCGCUCUCGCUAUGCCCAGCUUUUCCAGACUCGCCAUGCCUUGCCAAGCAACGGGCACAAGCAGAGGCUCAAGCCGGUGCUGGCCAGUGGAGGCAGCCUGGAUGCCAGCGGGCAGUACCGCAUCUACCGGGACAUGCUGCGGGCCUCUUGGGACGACCAGCACCGGCAGGACGUGGUGCUGGUCACCCACACCAGCCUGGGCAACCUUCACCAUGCCCAGCAGCUGGUGGAGCGCUGGCAAGGACCAGUCUCGGUGGCCCUCUUUGCGCCAGGCUCUGACGACGUGCGCCAGGCCACGGCCAUGGUGUAUGCCUUAGCCGUCCUGUGUGCCCCUCUCCGGCAGUGGCUUCGCCUGCACCUGGUGUGUCCUGCCAACCAAAUGGCUUCCUUCCCCGAGCCGGACCAGGACGAGGGGGAAUUGGCCCGCCUCCGGUCUUGCGGAGAUGUUUUUGCCAAGCUGGCACAGCUAGGGGCCGGCCGGCGUAACUAUGCCAUGGAUGUUGCCAAUGCUUCAUACCCCAACAAUCUUCUGCGCAACGUAGCCCGAGGGGCAGCCGGUGGGUACUGGGCGCUGGUGGUCGACAUGGAUAUGGUGCCCAGCGAAGGUCUGCGGGAAGACUUCCUGGCCUUGCCUAAAGCCACCGAUGAGGGGACGCCGCGGGUGUUUGUGGUGCCGGCGUUUGAGAUCCGUCACACGCGCCGGAUUCCGGCCAGCAAGACGGAACUGGUACAGCUGUAUCAAGUGGGGGAGAUCCGACCGUUUUACGAGGAAUUGUGCCCCCGGUGUCAGGCUCCCACAAACUUUUCCCAUUGGUUGAACCUUCCCGUGGGGGGCGCCCUGCGUGUGGCCUACGAGAUGGCAUGGCGAGAUCCUUGGGAGCCCUUCUAUGUGGGUGCCACCUCAGUGCCUCCGUACGAUGAACGUUUCAAGCAGUACGGCUUUAACCGGAUCAGUCAGGCCUGCGAACUCCACAUUGCCGGCUACCAUUUUGCAGUGCUGAGCAAUGCCUUUUUGGUUCAUAAGGGAUUCAAGGUGGCGGGUGAGUUCCAUGCACAAAAGGAUGCUGAGAACCAGCGCAACAAGAUCCUCUUUCGACAGUUCAAGCAGGAGCUGAAGAGCAAAUACCCAGACUCGCCACGGAGAUGUUGAAAUGCACUUUAAUUUUGCUGACUUUAACUUCAGCUACUUUGGACUUGGAGUAGAGCUACAGACAAGAUGAGAACAAACUCUGUUUGCAGUAUAAUUGUAUGAACAAGCUGUGGGUCAUUUUUCAAUUACUAAAGACAGUCUGUGUCAUUGAUUUCACUUCUGCACUGCGUUAGUCAGUUUCUGACUGUUACUAUGGGCUGACAGAAUAAGAUCAAAGGCUAUGAAAGGAUGGUGUGAGAACAUGGAAAAGAGCUUUCAGUUUUGAACUCUUUGAGACAUGAAAUAGUAAAAUGUAGACCAUUGUGCAGCGAGAUUUUUCCGCUUUGUGCCUGACCUUCCUUCUUCAACUGGUCACCUCAGUGUCUUGUUCUGCACAACGAGAAGGAUUGCAUAGGUCCUGGAAGAGAAGUGCUUAAUUUAUUUCUGUACCUUAAAAUUACAAACCACCUGUUAAUUAAAGUGAACAAUUUCAAAUCUGUUCAUUUUCUACCAGUCCGUAUUUUCAGAGCUUCCAGUGAACCAUAUCAGCAACUGUGUUAUGUCCUUAUUUAUAAUCAGUUUGUGCAAUCUUCUUGCACAAUGUA
Molecule: messenger RNA, 1838 nt
Organism: Protobothrops mucrosquamatus (brown spotted pit viper)
Lineage: Eukaryota; Metazoa; Chordata; Lepidosauria; Squamata; Viperidae
Gene: B4GAT1
Product: beta-1,4-glucuronyltransferase 1
Exons: 2
Coding region: 1-1254 (417 amino acids)
Molecular function (GO): glucuronosyltransferase activity
Source: RefSeq, a predicted model, not a curated record